AUGUACACGUCACCACGGCUAUGGCAAAAAGACAUCCACCCUUUCGAACAACUUACGACCCGAAUAGGACCUUUGCGAAUAAGAAGAUGUGGUUCAACGCCAGUUUUGGCUAUCUUAGUCGCUUACACUUCAACAUCAAACUACGAAGAAGAACUCGAAGCUUUCUAUAUGAACCUAGGGAAGUUCUACAAAGAAGACCACACUUUCUACAAGGUCAUUGUUGGUGAUUUUAACGCCAAAAGUAGCCCCAGAAGAACGUCUGGAGAACUUCACACCGGGACUCACGGCCUACAAUGGAACGAACAUUGGAAAAGACUUUACAAGUUUGUUGUGACGACUAAGACCAUCCAUGGGAACUCGCAAUUCCAGAAACCCUCCCCUGUAUCUGGACAUGAGAGUCGCCCUGUGGAGGGUACUGAAAAUGACCACAUGAAUCGACAAUAA
Messenger RNA from Necator americanus (New World hookworm), 444 nucleotides. RefSeq lists its product as uncharacterized. NCBI's taxonomy places the organism in Eukaryota, Metazoa, Nematoda, Chromadorea, Rhabditida, Ancylostomatidae. The record is from RefSeq and is a predicted model, not a curated record. The coding region runs from base 1 to 444 and encodes 147 amino acids. The transcript has a single exon.